This is a messenger RNA of Hyaena hyaena (striped hyena), 3342 nucleotides long. RefSeq names its product interleukin 1 receptor associated kinase 1 (gene IRAK1). The coding region runs from base 46 to 2289 and encodes 747 amino acids. The transcript is spliced from 15 exons. The record is from RefSeq and is a predicted model, not a curated record. Gene Ontology annotation, molecular function: protein kinase activity; ATP binding; protein binding. Gene Ontology annotation, biological process: signal transduction; protein phosphorylation. NCBI's taxonomy places the organism in Eukaryota, Metazoa, Chordata, Mammalia, Carnivora, Hyaenidae. Gene Ontology annotation, cellular component: plasma membrane.
GGCCCUGGCCCGGCGGCGGCGGCGGCGGCGGCGGCGGCGGCGGCCAUGGCCGGUGGGCCGGGCCCGGGGGACCCCGCGGCCCCCGGCGCCCAGCACUUCUUGUACGAGGUGCCGCCCUGGGUCAUGUGCCGCUUCUACAAAGUGAUGGACGCCCUGGAGCCCUCCGACUGGUGCCAGUUCGCCGCCCUGAUCGUGCGCGACCAGACCGAGCUGCGGCUGUGCGAGCGUUCCGGGCAGCGCACGGCCAGUGUCCUGUGGCCCUGGAUCAACCGCAACGCCCGCGUGGCCGACCUUGUGCGCAUCCUCACGCACCUGCAGCUGCUCCGCGCGCGGGACAUCAUCACAGCCUGGCACCCUCCAGCCCCCCUUCUGCCUGCCGGCACCAGCACCCCGAGGCCCAGCAGUCCCCCUGCACCCUCCGAGGCCCAGGCCCCCCGCCCCCGGAAGUUGCAGACGUCAGCCUCCACACUCCCCUCGCCAGUUCUUCCAGGCUCCCAAACCCACUCUGGGGCUGAGCUGGGUCCUGUCCCAAGCCCUGCUGCCCUCCAGCCACCACCAGCGUAUCCAGACCCUUCCUCUAUCAAGCCUGCAGAGAGCCCAGUGCCCCUCCUGCAGGGGCCCCCCCACUCCCCGUUCUGCUGGCCCCUCCCGGAGAUCUCCCAAGGCACCCACAACUUCUCGGAGGAGCUGAAGAUCGGAGAGGGCGGCUUCGGGUGUGUGUACCGGGCUGUGAUGAGGAACACGCCGUAUGCUGUGAAGAGGCUGAAGGAGGGGGCAGACCUGGAGUGGACCACCGUGAGACAGAGCUUCCUGACCGAAGUGGAGCAGCUGUCUCGGUUCCGUCACCCAAACAUUGUGGACUUUGCUGGCUACUGUGCUGAGAGUGGCUUCUACUGCCUCGUCUAUGGCUUCCUGCCCAAUGGCUCCCUAGAAGACCGCCUCCACUUCCAGGCCUGCCCGCCCCUCUCCUGGCCUCAGCGACUGGACAUCCUCCUGGGCACAGCGCGGGCCGUUCAGUUUCUACAUCAGGACAGCCCCAGCCUCAUUCACGGAGACAUCAAGAGUUCCAACGUCCUUCUGGAUGACAGACUGAUGCCCAAACUGGGAGACUUUGGCCUGGCUCGGCUCAGCCGCUUCGCGGGGGCCAGCCCCGGCCAGAGCAGCACCGUGGCCCGGACACGGACCGUGCGCGGCACCCUGGCCUACCUGCCCGAGGAGUAUGUCAAGACGGGGAGGCUGGCGGUGGACACCGACACGUUUAGCUUCGGCGUGGUAGUGCUGGAGACCCUGGCCGGCCAGAGGGCCGUGAGGACGCAUGGUGCCAGGACCAAGUAUCUGAAAGACCUGGUGGAAGAAGAGGCCGAGGAGGCCGGGGUGGCCCUGAAAAGCACCCAGACCACACUCCAGGCGGGUCUGGCCGCGGACGCCUGGGCUGCCCCAAUUGCUGCCCAGAUCUGUAAGAAGCACCUGGACCCCCGGCCCGGGCCGUGCCCCCUCGAGCUAGGCCUGGCGCUGGGCCAGCUGGCUUGCUGCUGUCUGCACCGCCGGGCCAAGAGGAGACCCCCCAUGACCCAGGUGUACGAGAGUCUGGAGAAGCUGCAGGCAGCCGUGGCAGGGCCGGCGCGGGCGCCCGAGGCUGCGGGCCACAGCCCCCCUUCCCCGCAGGAGAACUCCUAUACCUUCAUGACCGGCAGCACCCCAAGCGCUGCCGGCCCCCUGCGGCCCCUGGCGGUUCCCCCGGGAGCCCCAGCCCAGCCUCUGGACUGGCUCCAGAAAGGCCCCAACCAGCCCGUGGAGAGUGACGAGAGCGUGUCCGGUCUGUCCGUGGCCCUGCAAUCCUGGCACCUGAGCCCAAGCUGCCCCCCAGGCCUGGCUUUGCCGGGCGGCCCUGGGCAAGGGGCCGCCGGGUGGGGCCCGAGCCCCUCCGGAACGGCCAGCGGGCCUCAAGGGGGUGCCGCCCAAGCACCGAGCUGGGGGAGCGGCGCAGGGCCCCAGCUGGCAGCCAUGGAAGCAGGCGCCAGGCUGCGACCGCCGGGUGGGCGAGAAGAGGCCACGAGCUCACUUCCUGAAAGCCGCGAACAAGGAUCGCUCGUGGACAGCUCUCUGUCAUCGCAGCCACCGCAGAUCAUCAUCAACCCAGCCCGGCAGAAGAUGGUACAGAAGCUGGCCUUGUACGAGGACGGGGUCCUGGACAGCCUGCAGCUGCUGUCAUCCAGCUCCCUCCCAGGCUUCGGCGUGGAGCGCCCACACACGCAGGGGCCGGAAGAGAGUGAUGAGUUUCAGAGCUGAUCUGUUCACCUGGCACAUUCCCCAAACCUGGAAGUCAAAGUUCUCAUAGUUAGAAGUUCUCAUGGCUCUCGAAUCCUCAGCAGCCCGUGGGCGGUGGGCGGUGGGGGUGUCCUCCUCGCAGGGGACGGCAGGCGGUGGCCCCAGCUGCUCUAGAGGUGUGGGCACAGGCUGGGCUCGGAGCCUCCCGGGCCGGCUGCUGGAAGCCGUCAGCGGGGCAGGGCACCACCAAGGCCCGCCUUGAUUCCGGCAUCUGGGGGUCAGGGCAGCUGCUCUCACCGGAGCGGUGCAGGGGUGUGGGAGGAAGGCGCGUCCGAAGGCUGCCGGCCUCGCAGGCCGGGGAAGAGACGCGAGUGGGGUUGCCGGUCCGAUCGGACGGAGCGGGAGCUGGCUCCCCCCAGAACGGGCCGGGGUGGCCCUCAGCCCUUCCCUGCAGACUCUGCGAAGCCCUGCGGGGGACGGGGCCACUCUGUGGGACAGAGCAAAUGAGGCCGGCCGCCCCCCCCGCCCCCCAGCACUUGUGAUUUGGAAAAGUGAGGCGUGGCCGCCCCGAGGUUCAGUUCGCCAGCUAGAAUGAGAGUUCAGAGACACCCCAGAGAGCCCGGCAGCGCUCCUCCCCCAUUGGGCUGGGGGUCUGUAGGCUUCACCAGGGACCCGGGACCCAGCCUAACACGACCACCUGAUGGCCCAGGGCACUCCCAGGUGCGCCCCCCGACGGGCUCCAGAGGCCACGGGCUCGGCCUCAGGCCCGGGCACCGAUGGUGACAGAGGGGCCGCUAACCCAAGACUGGGCUCAGCCCAAGCCCUGUGUGACCCAGACGGUGAGGAGCCCCAGGAAGAGGGGGGCGUUGGAAGCAAGGCGGGGAGGCAGGAAGAAGAAAAUGGGGACGUACGCUUUUAAAGGCAAGACAGGUUUCAUGUAAUCGCAUGUCUUUGAAGGUAGCACAGGCUUACCGUGAUCUUGUGUCCACAGUCAUGAGCCACACUACAUGCCCCACAAAGCUAGGCACUGGUGAAGUCCAAGUUGUCCUGGAGGAAUAAAAGCUCAAGUUUUGA